Molecule: messenger RNA, 1614 nt
Organism: Knipowitschia caucasica
Lineage: Eukaryota; Metazoa; Chordata; Actinopteri; Gobiiformes; Gobiidae
Source: the annotation of a GenBank genome assembly
AUGCCGAGCGUCGUGGACCGCAUGGAGCUGAGGAAAGUGUCCACUCUGGAUGAUGACAGCCAGGACAGUCAGGACGAUCACUACCCCGAGUCCAUCGACGCCGAUAAGGCCACAAUCAGCAGCAGUCAGUAUCUCGACGACAAUGAUGACGCGGAGAGCCAGAAGUUUCUGUCAAACGGACUCAUGAAGAAGAAGAAGUACGAGGAAUAUCACGAAGAAUAUCACCCGGGACACACCUCUUUCGGGAUGUCCGUCUUCAACCUCAGCAACGCCAUCAUGGGCAGCGGCAUCCUGGGACUGUCCUACGCUAUGGCCAACACUGGCAUCAUACUGUUCACUGUCCUGUUGUUCGGAGUGGCCAUCCUCUCACUUUACUCUGUGCACCUUCUGCUGAUGACUGCUAAAGAAGGAGGAUCGUUAAUUUAUGAAAAGCUUGGAGAGAGAGCGUUCGGAUGGCCGGGUAAAAUAGCAGCUUUCGGUUCCAUAAUAAUGCAGAACAUUGGAGCCAUGUCAAGCUACCUCUUCAUCGUAAAAUAUGAGUUGCCAGAAGUUAUCCGGGCCUUUUUAGGACAGGAGGAAAUCACUGGUGAAUGGUAUUUGAAUGGAAACUACCUGGUGGUGUUUGUCUCUGUCGGAAUCAUUCUGCCGUUGGCCAUGCUAAAAAACCUUGGGUACUUGGGCUACACCAGCGGCUUCUCGUUGACGUGCAUGGUGUUCUUCCUGGGAGUGUUAAUCUAUAAGAAGACGCAGCUUCCGUGCCCUCUUCCGUUCUUCUACCACAACAACAAUAUUUCCGACGUGCACGGUUUUAACAUCACAGGCGGGAUGGACUUCUCCAGAGCAGAUGUGUCUCCUGUGCACAGUACCCCCGACCCCCACCACACCACCGGGAUACAGUUCGAAGCCCACCCUAACAACGAGGACAUGUGCACGCCCAAAUACUUUAUCUUCAACUCACAGACUGCCUACACUGUUCCCAUCCUGGCUUUUGCUUUUGUGUGUCAUCCAGAGGUGCUGCCCAUCUACAGUGAGCUCAAAGACCGCAGCAGGAAAAAGAUGCAAAAUGUCUCCAACCUGUCCAUCUUGGCUAUGCUCAUCAUGUACAUGCUGUCGGCCUUGUUUGGAUACCUCACCUUUUACGACAACGUGGAGGCAGAGCUGCUCCAUACAUUUACAAAAGUCUAUAAGUUUGACACGAUGCUGCUUCUGGUGCGUCUGGCCGUUCUGACCGCUGUGACCCUGACCGUGCCCAUCGUGCUUUUCCCGAUCCGCUCGUCCAUCACCACUCUGCUGUUCAGCGGCCGUGAGUUCAGUUGGAUCCGACACCUUCUCAUCGCUGCAGGGAUCCUGGUCUUCAACAACCUCCUGGUGAUCUUCGUGCCGACCAUCAGAGACAUCUUCGGCUUCAUCGGAUCUUCUGCUGCCACCAUGCUCAUCUUCAUUUUGCCUGCUGCUUUCUACUUGCGCCUGGUCAAGUCAAAACCUAUGAGAUCUCCGCAGAAAAUUGGGGCGGCCAUCUUCCUCGUGGUCGGAGUCAUCUUCAUGAUCGGCAGCUUGUCCCUCAUCGUUCUCGACUGGGUGCACAACCCCCCAGGCUCAGGCGGCCACCACUAA